Messenger RNA from Toxoplasma gondii ME49, 3741 nucleotides. RefSeq lists its product as hypothetical. The coding region runs from base 1 to 3699 and encodes 1232 amino acids. Lineage: Eukaryota; Apicomplexa; Conoidasida; Eucoccidiorida; Sarcocystidae. The record is from RefSeq and is a predicted model, not a curated record. The transcript has 2 exons.
AUGCAGAUCUCAUUGGCGUGCGAACAGCCCUCAGGAGCCGAGGACGAGGAGACCUGUUUCCAUCGUUUCUCCGGGGCGACAGGGACGGGCGCAGUGGCGGCAGUGGCUGCGUUGGCGGCUCAGCAGCAUCAGCAAAAUCUGCUUCUUCUCGCCUCAGAUUUGCAGACAGCAAUUCGGCGAUGGUGUCCUGUGUCCGGAUCUUCUUCUCGGGAUUCAUCGACGCCUAGCAGUGCCUUGCAUGCGGCGGGAGGCACGUCGCCUCCGGGCGGCGCCCGCAUGCGGGGCCUUUUUGCUCGACCUAACGCCAAGAAGGAUGGGAAGCACGGCUACCUCCUGCGGGGUUGCAGAAUCAAGAAGAUUCCGCAGAGGACAGUGGCGCUGCCUAGACACCUGUACCGCGAAGAGGCGGCGAUUGAGGAGGACGACGAGUUGCCUGUCCUCAGCUACCUCGAGGGGGAGACGCUCUUCGCCGCAGAGGAAGAGCCAAGUCUCCACCACGUCCGCACAGCGUCUGCGAGCUCCGCGCGCUCCCGCAGCGCCGGCACCAAGGGCUGGGGCGAGUGGCCCCUGCGACCGGAGAACGAGGAGACGCUGUCGAAUGACGAGGAGGCUCAGAGUUGCUGCGCGGAGAACGGUGCCGGGACGAAGGCUGAGACUGACAGCGACGCUUACUGGGAGACACCCGAGAGCUUCUUGAACUCGGAGGCACGAAGCCGAACGCGGAGAUGCAGCGCCUCGCUCGCCGACCCUGCAGACACGCAGACGAGUGGAGCGGACGAAACGGAGAGGCGGGACGCCUCUCAACCCCAGGAGCGGAUGUCGAGUGCGGAGAGUCGCAGCUGCGAAGAGGCGUCGAGUCCUCUCAUCAGCCUGAGGAAGCACAUUCACGUCUUCCAAACCAAGUUCAGGCGCUCGGCUUCCUCCUCGCCGAGAUCCGUUGUCUCUGUGGAACGCGACGUGGAAGUGAAUGGCGUUGACAGGCAUGACAGGCAUGAAGCCGCGCCCUCUGGAGACGCUCCUGCGAACUCGCAAGUGGAGCAGGCGAGCCGUAGGUCGGAAGACGUCUCUGGAAGCCGAGAUAAGAGAGGCGACGAGGAGGCAAACGGAGCGAACGAGAAAGCCUCCGCAGACAGAAGUGCAACGACUGACGCGCUCACCGCCUCCUCUGCGUCCUGCCAGGAGGAACACCGCCGCCUGAACUCAGACGACACUCCCGUUCCCUCAACCACACACUCCGACCUGUUUGGAGUCGAUGCAAACGGACAGGAGCGAGACGCUGGACAGAGACAAACACCGAGUGGACAGGUGGAGACCAAGAAAGACGAGAAACAUCUGAAGCCGGAGACGCGAUUCGCCAAGUCGCCUGUGUCCGCCGAGCGCGUCUCACCGUCUUCGACUGUAGGGCUUGAGGGAGCCUCUCAAACCGCAGAAGAGAAAGAGCGGGACUCAGAGCCGGAGCGAAAGGACGAAUCGGAAGACCGUGGAGGGCGUGACGAGCCCGACGUGCUGCCUCAGGCCUCGGACCGGCUACCUUCUCUGAGCAAACACGACAAACUGCAAGAUCUAAAUCCAUGUUCAGACGCCGCAGAAUCGUCGAGUGUUCACACAACUCUCAAAAGCGUUUGCGCUCUGUCGCCCUCCAACUCGUCCAGCAUGAUGGAACACACACUCGUUCGAGAUCCGGUAGAAGCGGCGGUGGCAGCGGCUGCGGCAGCCAUGUCUGCAGCGGCAGAGGUAGUUCGUCAGCAUGCGAGUUUAGACGAAGUGAAAGCAGGAGAGGGUUCACCUUCUUCAUUUCGCGAUCAAGCUGAUCUUCAUGGAUUUGUCCACUCCUGGUUGACGGCGUGUUUCGAGAGGUUGAGAGACUCUGCGGGCCAGUCGCGCGUGCAGCCGCACCAGUCGAAGAUCCGGGGCGGAGAGAGCGACAUGCACGUCCUCGUGGCGUUCGGUAAGCGCCGGCUGAAGGAGGAGCUUAGAGCGUACGAUGUUGCCUUCGAAAAGCGGUACGGGAGACAGCCAGAGCGUCUGGAAAAGGAGCCGCUUCGGCCGCUCUACUCGCAUUACCAGUAUCUCCGCCGUGUGCUGCUGCGCCUUGAAUACCAGCAACGCGAGCAAACCACAGCGCGAUCGGUUGCUACCACCUUUGCCCUAGAAGAAAAUAUCAGCGCAGUCACUUCAGAGCCAGUGCAACCUGCCUCAGGCGGCAGGCGUGAUUCGAAGUGGCAAGCGACUGCCUCGUCACGCGAAUCUGUCAAGUCACUCUCUUCACAAAACAGUGACGAGCUAAAAUCUGGAGACACAGUUAUCGCUGGUGACAGCCAUCGAAAGUUGGCAUCGUCGCCAGCUUCGAGGCGCUCGUCAAUUGGUUUAGGGCGGGAUACCGUCUCUCGAACGCAAACGCAGUCUUCUAGUGCUAGUCAGACGAGCAGUGAGCCUUCGAAACUGCAGACGGCAAUGUCGAGUAGGUCAGGUGGCUUGCACAUCGUUCCAGAGGGCAAAAAAGCGGCAACAGACUGCUCAGGUCGCGCGCCACGAGUCACACAGCGAGUUUCACAGAGGACCGUCGUCGCGGUCAGUCCUAAACGACACGGUUCCGGAAUGAUUGACGCCGAAGUGGAGGGGCCUACCGUGCAAGGAAAGGCUGCAGGAAACUUCCGACAGGCGCGUCAGCAUUUGACCAACAGUCGUGUGAGUGUUGUAUCUCGGGAAAAGGCAGCUGAGCCCGUCUUGUCGGAGGGAGAUUCGCGGAGUGCACAUGCUGUCAGCAAUGUGAAAGAGGCGAACGGAAGGGGUCUACGUGGAGAAGAGGCUGAGCUGCGACUAGAUAAGCAGAAACUUGCUGCAAAAUGGGCUGAUUCCGAACACCACGUAGGCAGGCUUGUGGACACGGGAGGAAAUGUGUCUCACGAAGCAGCGACAACUUCCGUGGGGAGAAGUGGUAAGGAGGAUGUGGUGGGCAGCCGAGCUGUUGAGCGACGAAGACAGAGUGGCGGCGAGAAGUUCGAGGAGUCAUGCCGGGACGCAGUAGGUACCACCGCUGUAGCCACUGGGAUCUCUUCUAGUUCGGAUCGCUUGCGACAGAAAGGGAGGCCCCCAGGCCUAGCGGGCAAUGCCAGUGGCGCUACACCUCACGGUGCAGAGCGUGAAGUACCUAGCACGAGCAGCAUGGAGAAAAUGGCGGGGAAUCGCAGAACAAAUUGCGUGGACAGAUCUCCGACCCGACGUGUUGGAGAAGCAGGUCGGUCGUUCUCUCAAAUUGUUCGAAGUGAAAAUCAAGACGCAGUGGUAGGACAGAUCGCGUUGGGUAGCGGUCAUUCCAGCGCAAUGGUUAGUAAUGAAAGACGCAAAAGCUUGCGCAAGGAGAGUGGCGAAGUGGCAGUAGGAAGUGUGGAUGAGGUAGAGCAGAGACUUCUGCGACUUCAGCAUGAAAAGCGGCAGCUGAGAACGAAACUUCUGACUUACCAAGCGAACUUCAUUUCAGAGACGGGAAGACACGUUCGCCUCUACAAAGACAUUGCUCCCAUCGAGAGGGAGUACAGAAGAUACAAAGAUGUGAAACAAGAAAUUUCGAGACUUCUUGAAAGGCAGACGAGUCGCCUUUCAACUCCGUCCCACACCACUCUCUGUCAGCGCGGACCUGAUGAUGACACCAUACCGUCGGAAGUGUUCGACCAAACCCGGCAUGAGUUCUGUGUGUAACGAAAGGAACACGACAGGACGUGUAUGCAUGAAACUUUUUCU